Molecule: messenger RNA, 5339 nt
Organism: Cygnus olor (mute swan)
Lineage: Eukaryota; Metazoa; Chordata; Aves; Anseriformes; Anatidae
Gene: SLC66A1
Product: solute carrier family 66 member 1
Exons: 8
Coding region: 149-1051 (300 amino acids)
Source: RefSeq, a predicted model, not a curated record
AAAAGCAGAGCUUCGCCCCCAGGAAAGAAAACAAACAGCAAACUUCUAAAAAGCAGCAGAUUUCCCCCCAAAAAGUACCUCACACCCGAAAAAAAAAAAGCAGCAGAACGCCGCCAGCGAGCGAGGAGCAUCUCCGCUGCUGCCCGCCAUGGCCUCGUGGCGUGGAAACGGCUCCGAGUGCCCCAACGGCUCCCGCUGGGUGCUCGAGGUGUUCGCCGAGUGCGCCCAGGAUGGCCGCGACGUCGCCAGCGUGGUGCUGGGGCUGGUCUCCAUCUGCUGCUUUGCCGCCGCAUCGUUCCCGCAGUUCUACCAAGCCUGCAAGACGGGCAUCAUGGACCGGGCCCUCUCCUUGUACUUCCUACUGGGAUGGCUGGGAGGGGACCUCCUGAACCUCAUCGGUUCCUUCUUGGCGAACCAGCUGCCCCUGCAGGUCUACACGGCCGUGUACUACGUGCUGGCAGACCUGGUCAUGCUGUCUCUGUACUGCUACUACAAAGCUAAGAACCAGGGCCGAGGAUUCGUGGCUCCCAUCAACGUGGCCUGCCUCUUCUGCCUCCUGGGAGCGGCCUCGACCCUCCCCUUGCUGGGCAGGGCACCAGGCCUGGCCUCCGACUCCGCAGCCUUCAGAGGGAGGUCUCUGCUCUCUGCUGGCCCGGAGGAGCCUGAGUCCAAGCCCUUCACCAGGAGCGAGAUCAUCGGCUUCGCCAUCGGCUCUGUCUCCUCCGUGCUGUACCUCUGCUCCCGUCUCCCCCAGAUCUACACCAAUUACCAGAGGAAAUCCACCGCUGGCGUCUCCUACUCCCUCUUCGCCCUGGUGAUGCUGGGGAACUUGCUGUACGGCGCCAGCGUGCUGCUGAAGAACCCCGAGCCAGGGCAAGGUGAAGGGGACUAUGUCCUGCACCACCUGCCCUGGCUCAUCGGCAGCCUGGGCGUCCUCUCCCUGGACGUGGUCAUCUCUUUCCAGUUCCUUGCUUAUCGCGGAGGGCAGCCAGGUACUGGUGAAGAGAGGGAUGCUCUUCUCGGCGAGCAGGGUGACGGCUUGGACAGCUGACAAAGGAGCGUGGCCCAGCGCCAGAGCAGCAAGGUGCUGGUGAGGAAGCUGGCCUUGAAGCCGGGCAAACCAGGCUCUCGAUCCCAUCUUCUUCUCUGGGUGGCACUUGAGAGAAGAGGGCGCGAGCCAGCGAGUGAUUUGUGCUGCUAAAACAUGUAUGCCUAGGCAGGUGGCACAGGAUGCUGCUGUGAGUCCUCGUGCCACUUAGAUACCAAUGAUGCUACCGGGAUAAAUGGAAAAGCUUUCGAUACCUCGGAAGGUCACCCUUCCCUGCUCUGAGCUCCACAGCUGACCUCGGUCACUUCUGCUUUCUGUACCUCAGCGGUGAUGUGGAGAUUGCACGUUGCAGGCAGAAGCGAUGACGAGAGCCAGAGGAGCUGCGGGGAGGGCACAGAGAUGACUGACCCGCCACAACUGCCGGCACCGCAUGCCUCUGGGGGGGUGGGCGGGUCUCACGUCCCUGCCCCUGAACUUCUGGAAGGCAGGGCAGUGACUGGAACCCAUCUGGAACAAAGGGAAGGUGCAGGGCAACCGAAGUGUUUCAGUUCACACGCAGGUAUUUUAAUUAGCAUGGCUCUGACUUCUAUAAACAAGUCCUUGCCCCACGCGCCUCCUUUGUUUUUAUUUUGUUGGUUCAUCUGUUAGUUCCUGACUCUUCAUUGUUCUCAAUAGUUCUCUGAAAUGCUCGGACUUUUCAUCUUUCACCUGACCUACAUUUUAUUGGCAUGGGCUUUUGGGGGAAGGUGGUCCAUCUUCCUGACGGAGGCAAGAUGAGAAAAGAGGCUGCAGUUACCUGGAGCCUUCACAGGGAGGCCGGGAGGAGGUGAAGCAUCGCGGACCUGGGAGCACUCCCUGGCUGCGUGCUCGGAUGUGCAAAGUCGUGCUGUAGGAGCGAGGCGAUGGCUGCAGGAAGCCCAGUGACAAGGUGCUGCCUUUCCACUUGCCCCGGUCCCGUAGCCACCAGGUGGCUGUCUCAGCCCGCACUCGGCCAGGCGCUCCAGCGUUACUGCAGAUGUGACUGCAGGGCCUUUAAAGGAAAGCUAUCGCAGCUUGUCCUCCUAGAAAUUAGCUCCUUUUAAUUUCCCUUUCUUACCGCUCCAGUUUUCCUAAUAUCCAGCACUUCCCAGCUGCCUACCCAUGCAGCACCCCUACUUUCUGCCUGUUUUUUCGCUAAUUUUUAUCAUUAACUUACGGUGCCUCAGCAAGCCCCGUGAUGCUCAUCCUUCCUUGUCCUCCCAGAGGAAGUCGCACUCCUGCUCCCACCGCACGCUCUUCCUGCUCCCUCUGCAGGCCCCUGAGCCGGCCAAGCCGCAGCCCCCAGUCUGCACAGUUUAGCCUGGAUCCUACAUGAAAUGGGAAUCAAAAUACCAAAUGCCUCGAGGACUGCAACAGCAUGUUGGUUAAAACCAAAAUGGCUUGUGUGGGGCUUACCCCUUUGUUCUCCGAAAGCAAAAUGUUUUUCAGACUCCUCGACCUUUCUGGACAGAGCUGGUGAGUUUUCUCACUCCCUUCCUUCGCAGUUUUCCCUUCUGGGCUCACAGGAGCUGGGGCUGUUUGCCUCUUCCCAGUUCUCCCUCCAGCAGCAUUUGCUCUGCCUUCUUUCUCUAGGAAUUGCAAGGGAACAAUUUGGGUCUGGCCAAGGCAACUUAAGGCAAACCAUGAAGAUUCCCAGCGAGAUAGAAAGCGCAGCUUUGUUAGAUUUCAAUACUCGUUUAUUACAGCUGAAGACCCUGAGGCUUCGUUUUGGUAAAGGAAGAUUUUUUUUUUUUUUCUUUUUUCUAUGCAGCUCACUUUUGCUAGCUCAUGCCCUGAAGUUGGCAGACAGCACAGUUGUUUUCUUAGGAGGUGAAUUUACCAUGUUGACCAGGGAUAGGCUCGGGCUGGCAGUGGGAUAGGCUUGGGUUUGGCACACGUUCACUGUAGAAACGAAGGGCUGUGUCUGCUGGUCCCCUUGCUAGGUUAACAGCCACCUGCCAGUUAGCAACGUUUGUCUUAAAGCCAGAAAAAAAUGCUAUGUAAGGAGGUUAAAAUAAUAUAUAUAUAAAUUUAAUUUGUUCCCAAAGUGUAUCCAGCGCACAGGUACGUGUGGCAUUGAUUUACUGUUUUGGGGACGAUGGGAGUGGGCAAACACAGCUCUGCAUUUGGCAGCCUGAGUUUCUGUGCUAGCAACCAUCCAGUUGGUGGUGUAUGGAAAGUCACAGUGCAGAGACCUGAAAGGCUCUUGCUGAGGUUAUCCCUCGGAGACUACAGCGCAGCCCUAUUUUCAAGAGACACCCCACUUUCACAUUUUGCGAAGAGGUGAGUGUUAAAACAGAAACGGCACGGACACAAAACAACUUGUCCCAAAGCGGAUACGUAACGCGGUAGCAGGCUUGGGAUUGCAGAAGCCAAGCUGAAGCUGGAGGUACCCAAGCUGUAAGGUUACGGUGCUUUGAGAACAGGAAGAGGAAUAAACUACUGCUGGUGCGCUUGUGCCUCCCUGCAGCUCAAACCGGUUUGUGAAAAGGGCACAGCCCUGCACAGGGGCCAUCAGGGUGUUUGUACCCGCACAAACCUAUAUGCUUAAUUCAUCCGGGACCGGACGCUGCUUCAUUUUUGGCUUGUGUGCAGAGAUGGCUUUGGAGAAGGAAAACAAACUCCCCCAAAGCAGUACAUGCAUGUGCCUGCUGCAAUUAGGAACAGCAGAGAACUGCACGUUUCCCCCACCCCGGGUUAACAUGCUGUUUUUCAAGCUUCAAGAGUUCCCACAGGCUUAUCUCCAACUUCAAAAAACAAAAAGCCCUGCUCCCUACAGCAGAACCAAGAGGCAACAGCAGCAGAACCUCAACACGUGCUCCUCGGGGCUCCUGGCUUUGAGGCAAGCAUCUGCAUGCUUCUUCCCUCGAGUCUGGCUCCCAGAUGAGCCGUACCAGAGGCCCCUGGGCAAAUGAUAAAGCACAGGUCCGUAAUCACCUGCAGAUGGCUGGAUGCUAAAAGAGGUCAUAUUAGGGAAGGAAAAUUAGAGCAAGUUAAUCAAUAUUAAUGCCAACGGGCUCAACUUGCAUCCACAGGGGUUCAGCCAAAGACUCGUUCCUGAGGUUGCGUACAGGUGCUCGCGUUCCCCACUCACCAGCACCACGAUCAAAGCACGCAGCAAACCUGAAACCAUGCAAGAUGCCUGCCUCCGCCCGAGGGCUUUAGCAGAGGGGGAACGUGGGCAUGAGGUUCACAAAUUACACAGGGACUAAGCACAGAGGUAGCUUUUUGGGAACAUCAGCAGAUAGAACCUUUCCCCUAAAAUUGCCAAGCACUGCUGAAACACGCUCCUCUGCCCACAGAAGUGCUUUAGCAAACAGGCACCCUCCCACAUUUUUCCACCACACACAAAGCCUCCCUAAUCCUUCCCUAAAUACAUCUGUUCCACGUUUGCUGGACGCCUGCAGUGCCAGUCCCAGCACGCAAUGGGAUACCAACUUCCACGCCAAUCCCAGCACUGAGAAAGUACAGCAAAAGCAACAGCUGCCCACCGCUGCCUGUGCAAAGAGCAGUGGUACAGCAAAUCCUGCUUAGAACAAGCAAGUUUCAGCUGAUAUGUAUGCGGGGGGGGGAAGCUUUAUUUGCUUUCUAUGGCUAUACACUGCAGCAGCUGUUUGGAUUACUGAUGAGUUCAUCACACGCCUUUGUUCUCCAGUACACGCCUACCUCCAGACUGCGUGAUUGCUUCCAGUUGUUACAAAGGAAAGAGUUUACAGCAUUUCAGUCACAGAACCCCACGUAAUGCAGCAGGAGGGAAAGAGAAAUAAGGAGGACACCAACUGCACACACCGCUUCCUGGGAUUUUUUUUUUUAAUUUUAUUUUUAUAAUUAUUUUUUAUUUUUUAGUAUGGAGGCUCAAGUAUCAGAUGUAGAUUCAAUUUAAGCUUUACAAAAAAAAAAAUCAAAACAAAAACUCCUUUUGCAUUCCAUAAAAAUUGACAGAAAAGCGCCUUGGAACCAGGCUAUAGAAGAGCAGAACUCUCAGCAGGUCUCCUAAUCAAUGUCUCCUUGCAAAUCUGGUUUAGUCAGUAUAGUACAACACCAAGGAACACCCUCUCUUACCUCCCUCCCACCAGCCAUGCCCUGUGCCCAGCCCCCAAACAUACGUGGAAUAGAUUUUUUUUCCAGUUCUUCCUCUUUCACACACCACAGUAUUUAAUAAAUUUUUGUUUUACAUUUUUUACACCAAUGUAACAAAAGGCAGGAGGGGGGGGGAGGAAAAGACAAACAAUGAUCCGUGUGUAUGCAUAUAAAUGGGGGAGGGUUGAAGAGA